Exophiala oligosperma is the source of this 1102-nucleotide messenger RNA. RefSeq lists its product as uncharacterized. The transcript is spliced from 6 exons. The record is from RefSeq and is a predicted model, not a curated record. The coding region runs from base 236 to 1102 and encodes 288 amino acids. NCBI's taxonomy places the organism in Eukaryota, Fungi, Ascomycota, Eurotiomycetes, Chaetothyriales, Herpotrichiellaceae. Gene Ontology annotation, biological process: fatty acid metabolic process. Gene Ontology annotation, molecular function: NAD+ binding; oxidoreductase activity, acting on the CH-OH group of donors, NAD or NADP as acceptor.
GUCGCCGAGGCUCCUCUCGAAUCUCUCCCAACCACCAAGGAUCUUCGGGUCUUCGGAUUUUGUUGCCCGUGUGGCUAUUUGGUAGAAAGCUUUUUGUUUAUCGUCACGUCACUUUUUGUAAUUCUCUGUGUGUCUACACUCGACAAAGCUCUCCAUAGCUCACAUUGGCUUUCCUCAUCAACUGUUUCAUCUCGAGAACCUACCUUGAGCACCCCUCGAUCGGUUUUGUUGAGAGAUGGACAAAACCCGGAAAGCCGUCACCAUCCUCGGAGGAGGGACACAAGGUACAAGGCUGGCGUUCAUGUGGACGAGAAAAGGACGACCGGUUUACCUCGUCGACCAGAAUGAGCAACAACUCCUCCGAGCGAGAAAGGGCAUCGACGACCUGAGAUCCCAGCUACAAAGUCUCUGGGCCACCUCGACACACUGGGGUGAAGUCAUCACCACACCUCCAAAGGAACUUGAACAAGCGGCCUCAAAGUCUUGGUUGGUCCUAGAAUGCGUCCCCGAAUCUCUCAAGCUCAAACGAAGUGUGGUCCAGGAAUUGGAUCAGAUUUCCAGUCCCGAGACCAUCGUCGCUUCCAACUCUAGUAGUUACACCAUCGAGGAGAUUCUAGAGGGUCAAAAGUUGAAGUACGACGAUCGUUUUGCGAGUUUGCAUUCUUACUGGCCACCAGAAACAUCAGCAAUCGAAGUUAUGGGUUCAAGUCAAACGAGGCCCGAGAUCAUCACUCGGUUAAUGGAAGAGACGAAAAAACACGGAUUCUCGCCGUUUCACGUCCGGAAGACAUCCACAGGGUACAUUUACAACCGAAUAUGGGCAGCGAUCAAGAGAGAAGCCCUCUUGACCUUGUCAGAAGGUGUGGCGACCCCUGAAGAAAUCGAUGCCAUCUUCAAAGACGUGUUGAAGACCCCCAAAGGACCAUGCGAGCAAAUGGAUGUCGUGGGACUGGACGUGGUUCGUGACAUUGAGCAACACUAUGCGGACGUGAGAACUGGGAUCCCCGAACAACCUCGAACGUACCUCCAAGGAAUGAUAGACCAAGGCAGGCUCGGGGUGAAGUCGGGUAGUGGAUUUUAUCACUAUGGUGAUAAGAAAUGA